Bufo gargarizans (Asiatic toad) is the source of this 2780-nucleotide messenger RNA. Its product is annotated as zinc finger protein 260-like. Gene Ontology annotation, biological process: regulation of transcription by RNA polymerase II. The record is from RefSeq and is a predicted model, not a curated record. Lineage: Eukaryota; Metazoa; Chordata; Amphibia; Anura; Bufonidae. Bases 85 to 2454 code for a protein of 789 amino acids. Gene Ontology annotation, molecular function: RNA polymerase II cis-regulatory region sequence-specific DNA binding; DNA-binding transcription factor activity. The transcript has 2 exons.
CCGUGUAAGAGUGAGGUGGAGGAGGACAUUCCAGUCCAUGUGACCACAGAAAAUCCCUGUGAGAAGCCUGAAGGAAACAUCAUCAUGUUAUCUCUAGAUUAUAAAGAAGAUGAAGACACCAGGCAGCGCUCUUCAGGAGAAAACUUCAUUACCUGUAAUGUACAUCCAGGACUUCACAAUGCAGAGCCAUUAAAUAAUUCCCCCAAGAAUGAGGAACUUUCUAAUGACCAAUCACAGAUUAUCAACCCAAGUCCAAAUCUAUCAUAUAACCAUCUUAAACAUGAGGAUUCUUCUACUGAUCAAUCACAGAUUAUUACUCCAAAUAUAAGGCAGAAACGGGGUAAAAUGUUUAAUUGUGAGGAACGUGGAAAACAGUUCAGAUGUAAGUCAGAGCUUCCUGUACACAGAAAUCAACACAAAGGAGAGAAGCCGUAUUCAUGUUCAGAAUGUGGGAAAUGCUUUACCAAGAAAUCAAGCCUUGAUCAACAUAAAAGAAUUCACACAGGAAAGAAGCCAUAUUCAUGUUCUGAAUGUGGAAAAUGUUUCAUAGAAAAAAAAGGUCUUGCUAAACAUCUCAGAAUUCACACAGGAGAGAAGCCGUAUUCAUGUUCAGAAUGUGGGAAAUGCUUUAACCGAAAAGCAAGCCUUGAUCUACAUAAAAGAGUUCACACAGGAGAGAAGCCAUAUUCAUGUUCAGAGUGUGGUAAAUGUUUUACAGAUAAAUCAUAUCUGCCUGCACAUCAGAGAAUUCACACGGGAGAGAAGCAACAUUCAUGUUCAGAAUGUGGGAAAUGCUUUAACCGAAAAUCAAGCCUUAAUCUACAUAAAAGAAUUCACACAGGAGAGAAGCCAUAUUCAUGUUCAGAGUGUGGUAAAUGUUUUACAGUUAGAUCAAAUCUGCUUGUACAUCAGAGAAUUCACAUAGGAGAGAAGCCACAUUCAUGUUCAGAAUGUGGGAAAUGCUUUAACCAGAAGUCAAGCCUUGAUCUACAUAAAAGAAUUCACAUAGGAGAGAAGCCAUAUUCAUGUUCUGAAUGUGGAAAAUUUUUCAUAGAAAAAAAAGAUCUUACUAAACAUCUCAGAAUUCACACAGGAGAGAAGCCAUUUUCAUGUUCAGAAUGUGGGAAAUAUUUUAGCGAUAAAAACCAUCUUACUACACAUCAGAGAAGUCACACGGGAGAGAAACCAUUUUCAUGUUCAGAAUGUGGGAAAUGCUUUGCCAGGAAAUGCAGUCUUUAUCAACAUAAGAGAAUUCACACAGGAGAGAAACCAUUUUCAUGUUCAGAAUGUGGGAAAUGCUUUGCCAGGAAAUGCAGUCUUGAUCUACAUAAAAGAAUUCACACAGGAGAGAAGCCAUAUUCAUGUUCUGAAUGUGGAAAAUGUUUCAUAGAAAAAAAAGAUCUUACUAAACAUCUCAGAAUUCACACAGGAGAGAAGCCAUAUUCAUGUUCAGAGUGUGGUAAAUAUUUUACAGAUAAAUCAUAUCUGCUUGCACAUCAGAUAAUUCACACAGGAGAGAAGCCACAUUCAUGUUCAGAAUGUGGGAAAUGCUUUAACAGGAAAUCAAGCCUUGAUCUACAUAAAAGAAUUCACACAGGAGAGAAGCCAUAUUCAUGUUCAGAGUGUGGUAAAUGUUUUACAGCUAGAUUAUAUCUGGUUGUACAUGAGAGAAUUCACACAGGAGAGAAGCCAUAUUCAUGUUUAGAAUGUGGUAAAUGUUUUACAGAUAGAUCAUAUUUGCUUGGACAUCAAAGAAUUCACAAUGAAGAGAAGCCACAUUCAUGUUCAGAAUGUGGGAAAUGCUUUAACCGGAAAUCAAGCCUUGAUCUACAUAAAAGAAUUCACACAGGAGAGAAGCCAUAUUCAUGUUCAGAGUGUGGUAAAUGUUUUACAGCUAGAUUAUAUCUGGUUGUACAUGAGAGAAUUCACACAGGAGAGAAACCAUAUUUAUGUUCAGAAUGUGGGAAAUAUUUCAGAGAAAAAAAACAUCUUACUACACACCAGAGAAGUCACACAGGAGAGAAACCAUUUUCAUGUUCAGAAUGUGGGAAAUAUUUCAGAGAAAAAAAACAUCUUACUACACACCAGAGAAGUCACACAGGAGAGAAACCAUUUUCAUGUUCAGAAUGUGGGAAAUGCUUUACCCAUAAAUCAAGCCUUGAUCAACAUAAAAGAAUUCACACAGGAGAGAAGCCAUAUUCAUGUUCUGAAUGUGGAAAAUGUUUCAUAGAAAAAAAAGGUCUUACUAAACAUCUUAGAAUUCACACAGGAGAGAAGCCGUAUUCAUGUUCAGAAUGUGGAAAAUGUUUCAUAGAAAAAAAAGAUCUUACUAAACAUCUCAGAAUUCACACAGGAGAGAAACCAUUUUCAUGUUCAGAAUGUGGGAAAUGCUUUACCAAGAAAUUAAGUCUUGAUCGACAUAAGAGACUCCACACAGAAGAGAAGACAUGUUGAUGUUUUGUGUAAGAAUAAUGUUUUACAAAGAAAUUAGUCUUUCAAACUUGCAGACAUGUGUGUUCAUUUUACCUCAUUGUGCCGAUAUUGUAUGAGAGUGAGCAACAGAAGUCAUGCUUACAAGUCGCUGAUAAACCUUUUGUUUCUUUUUACUUCAUUCCAAUAUAAAAUGGUACAUCAUGAGGGACGCUGAGACAGACAUCGUUCACACCUCCUCCCCUCCACGCGGCGUUUCGGGAGAACACGCCUCUUUACUCAUGCAUGCAGGUAGAGGGGGAGGUGGGAUUUGUAUAUAUACUAACCACAUCGUUUUAUACAAAAUGCAU